Thamnophis elegans (Western terrestrial garter snake) is the source of this 4103-nucleotide messenger RNA. It is a transcript of the gene SLC1A5, whose product is annotated as solute carrier family 1 member 5. Gene Ontology annotation, cellular component: plasma membrane. Gene Ontology annotation, biological process: L-aspartate import across plasma membrane. Gene Ontology annotation, molecular function: L-aspartate transmembrane transporter activity; neutral L-amino acid transmembrane transporter activity; symporter activity. NCBI's taxonomy places the organism in Eukaryota, Metazoa, Chordata, Lepidosauria, Squamata, Natricidae. The transcript has 9 exons. Bases 86 to 1711 code for a protein of 541 amino acids. The record is from RefSeq and is a predicted model, not a curated record.
GCGGCGGUGCCUGGACGGGACGGGCGUUGCAGCAACAGCAGCAGCCGGGAGCCGGAGCCACGUGCGCCCAGAGCCUCCGAGGACCAUGACGGCCAGCAAGGGCGCUUCCAACGGGGACAUCGGGCCGGAGGCGAGGGGGACGACGGUGGCGAUGGCCGGGCGGUCCAGCCGGCUCUCCCGCCUGCGGGGCUUCCUGCGGUCCAACCUGCUGGUGCUGCUGACGGUGUCGGGCGUGGUGGCCGGCGUGGCGCUGGGGCUGGCGGUGCGGCGUCCGGGCGGGCUGAGCGAGGCCGAGGUGCAGCUCUACUCCUUCCCGGGGGAGCUGCUGCUGCGGCUGCUGAAGAUGAUCAUCCUGCCGCUGGUGGUCUGCAGCCUGGUAGCCGGCGCCGCCAGCCUCGACCCGGCCGUGCUGGGCAAGCUGGGCGGCUGGGCCAUGCUCUUCUUCCUCCUGACCACCCUGAUGGCUUCCUCCCUGGGCGUCGGGCUGGCCUUCGCCAUCCAGCCUGGCGCCGGCGCCGCCGAUGCCAGCCUGGCCAAGUACGGCGACACGGGCGGGCUGCCCCCGCGGAAGGAGGUGGUCGACUCCUUCCUCGACCUGAUCAGGAACAUCUUCCCUUCCAACUUGGUGACCGCUACAUUCCGAUCGUACUCAACGGUUCAAAUAGAGGAGAAGAACACGAGUCUCGGCAGCAUGGCAGCCCUUGAGAAUGGAAACAACUCUCUGAACAAGACAGUCUCGAUGAAGACGGUGGGCGAGGAGGUGGAAGGCAUGAACAUCCUCGGCCUGGUGGUCUUUGCCAUCGUCUUCGGGGUCGCCCUGAGGAAGCUCGGGCCCGAAGGGGAGAUCCUGAUCAAGUUCUUCAACUCCUUCAACGAAGCCACCAUGAUCUUGGUUUCUUGGAUUAUGUGGUUUGCCCCCGUGGGUAUCAUGUCUCUGGUGGCCGGGAAGAUUAUGGAGAUGGAGGACGUGGUGCUUCUCUUCACCAGCCUGGGCAAAUACAUCUGCUGCUGCCUGGUGGGCCACGCCAUCCACGGACUGCUGAUUCUCCCAGUGAUCUACCUCGUCUUAACCCGCCGGAACCCCUACCGCUUCCUGUGGGGCAUCUUCACCCCCUUGGCCACCGCCUUCGGGACUUCCUCCAGCUCUGCCACGUUGCCCCUGAUGAUGAAGUCCGUGGAGGAGAACAACGGCGUCUCCAAACACAUCAGCCGCUUCAUCCUACCCAUCGGGGCCACCGUCAACAUGGAUGGGGCGGCCCUCUUCCAGUGCGUGGCCGCCGUCUUCAUCGCCCAGCUCAACAAUGUCUCGCUCAACUUCAUCCAGGUCAUCACCAUCCUCAUCACGGCGACAGCAUCCAGCGUGGGGGCCGCUGGGAUUCCCGCGGGGGGCGUCCUCACCCUGGCCAUCAUCCUGGAGGCCAUCAGCUUGCCCACCAAGGACAUCUCGCUCAUCCUGGCGGUGGAUUGGCUUGUAGACCGGACGUGCACCGUCCUGAACGUGGAGGGCGAUGCCUUCGGCGCGGGGCUCCUGCAGGUCUACUCGGAGAAGAAAUUGGGCCAUACGGUGAACGACGACCUGCUGGAGGUGAAGACGGAGGCCGUGGAGGCCAGCAAGGCAGAGGAGAUCGAGGAGGGGUCCCCGCUGAUUAAGCAGAACGGUCCAACCCAUUUGGGGGAUAACAAACCUUGCGAAAAAGAAUCCGUGAUGUGAUUGAACUCAUCAAAGUCCGGACGAUUUAGGUGGAGAUAUUCUUGUCCAAAAAGAAAGAAAAGAACUUUAAAACUUUUCUCCAAAAAAGGAACAUAGAACUUUAUUUUUUUUUUUCCAAAAAAAGAACUUUAAAAUUUUGUUCCGUCUUUCAAGGUCGGAAUUUCCCAGGUGACGAGAGAUUUCAUAACGGGAGAACUUCUCUAAACGAGAAAUUUGCUUUAAACACAGCCUGCCCUCCCCAUUCCCCCGGUUCUUCCUUCUUUGAACUUCCCGCAGUUUGUACAUUUGGAAGCUUCAACGCCAACAAACGCUGUGGGAUCAUCACUCCAUUCAUCCCAAAUUUUUCUCCCUAGUUCUGGUGGCGGUUGUUGAAAAUCAGCCGCGAGGGAAUAUCCGCUGUGCAAAUCCAGACAUUUCUCUUCGGCGACAUUCAGUUAAAAGAAAAAAAACUCAGCGAGUGAAUCGACCUAUCCAGAUCGCUCAAUCCUCCUUUUGUUUGUUUUCUCUUUCAAUUUUCUCUGCAUUUAUUUUUUAUAUUUUGGACCAAGCCAGGAGAAAAAGUCUUCAGUCUUAUCCUAUUUUCCCCCCUCUUAUUUGUUUUCCUUCCAUUUCCUUUACUUGACGUUCUCUGGCCAGUCGAGCCAGGAGGACGAGAAAUGAACUGGGUUCAUUCUUAACUCUGUUGGUGGGUCGUAUUUUUUUUUUCCAAAUCCAAAAGACUUGAAUAUUGUUUGCAAGGCCACCGAAAAGCCCUUGCUAAAUGCAGAAACUGGAGGGGGAAGAGAUUUCUAAUGCAAAUUUAACCGAAAUUCUUAUUUCCGUCUUGUAACACUCCGUAUGCUGACACUUGGACCUCCGGAUGAAUUUUUCCCUGCCUUUCGACGUGGCGAAGUUUGUUUCACCGUCUUCCCCUCGACCCGUAUUUUUUAUUUUAAUUUCUGUGGAUGAUUGUCCUUUUGUUUUAGGAACGGCUGAUUUGCGAUGUAAUUUAUUUCCGAAAGACGGGGGUGGGUGGGGAGAACUGCUCGUAUUUGGUUUCACGGCAGAAAUACGGGAAAAGAAUUUGUUCUGAAAUCUUCAUGGAUCUCCCGAAGGGUCUCUCCUCUCGUGAUUCUUUUUAAAUCUAUAUUCCAGGGUUUGUUUUUUUUUGUGCCAAACAAGUUGAGAAACACUGCUCUAAAGGGUUAGCAGCUGGCAGCCUUGUGGCUCCGUUCUGCCCAAGUUUUGAGGCCAGCUUUUAAACAUAUAGAUAUAGCAAGAUAGGAAUUGGGGGUGGGGAAUAGCAGCCAAAUUUUUCAAAUUCAGUAGAAUGGAGUUUGCUAUUCCUCCAGUAGAUGUGUUUAUGGGGCAGGUAAUCCUUGAUUUAUGACCAUGAUUGAGCCCCAGAUUUCCGUUACUAAGUGAGACAGCGGUCAAAUGGAUUUCGCCCCAGGUUUCACACCCUCCCUUGCCAUAAGUUGAUAAGUCAGUCACCCGGUUGUUAAGUGAAUCUGGCUUCCCCGUUGACUUCGCUUGCCAGCCGGUCGCAAAAGGGCAAUCACGUGACCCCGGGACACUGCAACGGUCGUAAAUAUGAGUCGGUUGCCAAGGGUCUGAAUUUUUUUCCCCCGCGGCAAUGCGGACGCUGCAAUGGCCGUAAGUGGAAAAAUCAAUCUGGGUUUCUCUCGAUGCCAUUGUACCUUUGAAUAGUCAUUGAAUGGAAGGUGGUAAUUUGAGGGUCGCCUGUGGUGUGUUUGCGGAGGAAAACGGGCAUCGCCUGGCAUCCUUGGUGCGCAGAGCCUCGGAGCUAGGCAAUGUAGAAAGCCGUGUAAAUAAAUAACGAGAGCUAAUCUUUUGCGUGUGUGUGACAGCUGCCUCCGGGUGAUGCGAUCUGAGCAUUGGAAGGGCACUCGAAGGGCAAAUGGCCCAUUCUCCCAGGCCGUGGCGCGUUGUGCACGCCAAGUUCUCUGAAAUUUUUGGGCGAUCAGUCUGGGUUGGGGCUGUGCUGCAGGAAGACCAGGUGAAAACAGAGGGGCUGCUAUGUCAGCCCCCCCUCGGUAGGUGGUCCAGCUUGGUGAGAAUUUGGGAGAAUUCGGGAUCUAGUUUUGUGAGCCCCCGUGGGAUCUGUGACUUCCUUCGAUGUUUUGUGUGUGAACACGAGUCCUGGUUUUGUACCUGGACAAACCCAGGGCGAUGUUUCUCCCCCCUCCCUGCGCCCUUCCCCAGGAUGAGUGGACACUCCAUGUGCAACAGACCAAGAGUCAAACUGGUCAAACUGGUUUCUUUUUUUUUUACUGGCCAACGAAUAAUGCAUUUGCACACGGCACUUGGCUGGGCUUUAACGAAACAAUUGCUUUGAAGAGGGGUGUCAGCUGCCCCACUGCACAGAAUAAAAGCUGUAUUUGGGAUUUUA